Messenger RNA from Aedes albopictus (Asian tiger mosquito), 1168 nucleotides. RefSeq names its product hatching enzyme 1.2-like. The record is from RefSeq and is a predicted model, not a curated record. Gene Ontology annotation, biological process: proteolysis. Gene Ontology annotation, molecular function: zinc ion binding; metalloendopeptidase activity. NCBI's taxonomy places the organism in Eukaryota, Metazoa, Arthropoda, Insecta, Diptera, Culicidae. The transcript is spliced from 3 exons. The coding region runs from base 33 to 1046 and encodes 337 amino acids.
UGACGCACGCUCUCAGUUAGUAAAAAUCUGCGAUGCGCAACAUUUGGCUAAGAAUUCUCUCCUCGGUAGUCGUUUUUGGCUUCCUCAGUAGUUCAGUGGCCAACGGUCAACGCAGACCCGUUGCAGAUUUCAAAGUUGAUCCCACCAUCGCUAGGGAUCGUCAAAAUGCAAAAUGUGUAGCAGAGUGGUACGCGAAGGGUGCCGUUGGAAACCCAUUCGGAUGCCAGGUGGGACUGAAGUACUUCGACCAGAUGGAACCGGACACCAAACAGGCAGCAAAUUCGCUUCCCACAUCGACGUUCCAGAUUCGGAUGUGGCCAAAGGGGGUGGUUCCGUAUGUCUUUGGAGCAGAGUUCACCGAACUGGAGGAAUUUCUCAUAGAUCACGCCAUAUGGCAAUUCAACACGCAGACUUGCAUCCGUUUCGUUCCGCGAACUAAUCAACCGUAUUAUGUGACGUUCACGAGUGACGAGUCAGGCUGUUGGUCCUACACAGGACGGUACCAGAACAAUCAAUGGAAUCGAGUGAAUCUACAGCCACCGUGCUUCUCUCAGGGACCUGGGAUGGUUGUGCAUGAGUUGAUGCAUGCAAUUGGGUUCCAUCAUGAGUUUAUUCGCCCGGACCGAAGCCAAUACAUAUGGGUUAACCAAAGCGCCACGUUUAGCUGGACCGCAGUGGCGAAGAACUUCGAGGUGAAGAAGUCCGAAGAAUCGGAGGUUUACGGCACUAAUUUCGACUAUGGAAGCGUGAUGAUGUAUUCGCGCUUUGCGGCAGCCGGUGGGUCCGACUAUCCCGUAAUGGUCAAUUUGAAACCAUGGGAUCCCGAGGAGGAUUUUGGCAACCGAACUGGUUUCUCCUAUAGCGAUCUAAUCCGCGUCAAUUACAUGUACUGCAAUGGGACGAAGUGGGACAUUGCCACUCGUAAGCCAUUUUCUCUACCAAUCCCACUGGAUGACGGAAAGGACCAAGCACCCGAGCGUCCUAGACCGCCGAAGGAUUACCCACCCCAGUACGCAACCAUUGGAGAUUUGCAGUACGACGAUUGAUCCCCGCCUUUUGGUUGAGCCCUCCUGGCAGUAAUUGCUCGUGACAAGGACUACUACCCUGAAGAACGUCGAGUCGACCGGGGUCGUCGUAAUUAAACCAAUAAAAUUUUCCACACAUGCGA